Argentina anserina (silverweed cinquefoil) is the source of this 316-nucleotide messenger RNA. RefSeq lists its product as uncharacterized. The coding region runs from base 1 to 306 and encodes 101 amino acids. The transcript has 4 exons. Gene Ontology annotation, molecular function: RNA binding. Gene Ontology annotation, cellular component: RES complex; U2-type spliceosomal complex. The record is from RefSeq and is a predicted model, not a curated record. Lineage: Eukaryota; Viridiplantae; Streptophyta; Magnoliopsida; Rosales; Rosaceae. Gene Ontology annotation, biological process: mRNA splicing, via spliceosome.
AUGGAUCCUUCUGAAACUGGGCAAAAUGCAGCAAAUGUUUUUUGUAAUAAGAAAACAGGUGAACGCAUGUUAGAGGAGGAGAAAUUGAAAGCAGAAAAGAAACUUGAUGAAAAGCCUAAGGAGAUAAAGUUAGAAUGGGGUAAGGGCUUGGCUCAAAAGCGGGAAGUUGAAGCUAAACUAGAAGAAUUAGAACGUGAGAAGGAGAAGCCAUUUGCACGGACUAGGGAUGAUCCAGAACUUGACAAAAUGAUGAAGGAAAGAGUAAGAUGGGGUGACCCCAUGACACAUUUGGUACAGGUAAUCUAAGAAUCAGUCA